Molecule: messenger RNA, 723 nt
Organism: Lytechinus variegatus (green sea urchin)
Lineage: Eukaryota; Metazoa; Echinodermata; Echinoidea; Temnopleuroida; Toxopneustidae
Product: putative nuclease HARBI1
Exons: 1
Coding region: 1-723 (240 amino acids)
Source: RefSeq, a predicted model, not a curated record
AUGUGGGCCACUCCCCAGACAGAAGAUGAGUGGCGCCCGGUAGCCGAGGGAUUCGGAGACAGAUGGAACUUUCCCCACUGUUGUGGCGCGAUCGAUGGGAAACAUGUCGCCAUCAAGAAGCCCCCCAAGAGCGGCUCACUUUACUACAACUACAAAGGCUUCUUUUCCAUCGUCAUGCUUGCAGUGGUAAACUCUGACUACAAGUUCAUCUGGGCGGAUGUGGGGUCACCAGGGUCGUAUUCCGACGCCGGCAUCUUUAACCGGUCGCGACUGGAGCCAGGUCUGCGUGAGGGAACGAUCGGACUACCCCAGCCGGAUCCCCUACCAAAUGACGACCAGGACACACCCUACUACAUGGUCGGAGACGACGCCUUCCCCCUACGGCCAUACAUGAUGAAGCCUUACCCUCAUCGGCACCUGAAACGGGACGAGCGGAUCUACAACUACCGGUGUUCCAGGGCACGCCGUGUGGUUGAAAACGCGUUUGGUAUAUUCGCCAAUCGCUUCAGAUGUCUGCUAACAACCCUGGGAUUGAGACCGUCGAAAGUUACCAAGAUCGUCAAGGCCUGCAUGACCCUUCACAACCUCAUGAGGACUCGUUACCCCAACCUUCAGAAUGCUGACCUCGACCGGGAGAUGAGCAGGGUCAGAUCAUCGCGGGUGCAUGGCGAGACCAAGCCGUGCUCGAAGAUGUGCAAGCAGCAGGGCACGGGCCAAGAUUGA